Molecule: messenger RNA, 2517 nt
Organism: Ceratitis capitata (Mediterranean fruit fly)
Lineage: Eukaryota; Metazoa; Arthropoda; Insecta; Diptera; Tephritidae
Gene: Coq8
Product: atypical kinase COQ8B, mitochondrial
Exons: 6
Coding region: 250-2370 (706 amino acids)
Biological process (GO): ubiquinone biosynthetic process
Cellular component (GO): extrinsic component of mitochondrial inner membrane
Molecular function (GO): kinase activity
Source: RefSeq, a predicted model, not a curated record
UACAUACAUAUUUCAAAUCAGCUGUUCGGCCAAUUGACCGCAUAACCUCACUUUGCCAGCUGUGUAUGUUUUGUGCAUUUCUAUAAUGAUUUCGCAACAAAUUUUUAAUUCGAUAUACGCACAAUUUUAGCACAUUAGGUAAAAGGUGAAAUAGUGCAAAUUUUUUUUAAAUGUUUGGCAUACGAAUUAAUUAGUAGCGAAUUAAAAAAGAAAACGGUAUACGUGAAUCAUCACUGCGGUGAAAGAAGAAUGGCACGUUCAGCACAAGAUGCGCUCGCCGUAUUGCGGGGCAUACAGUUGGUAGCGGAGGCGUUAUGUCGCGAGCAGAGCGCACAGUGUACACAACGUUGGAAUCAGUCGAGUAUACGUGAACUUUUACUAGGUAAUCUUCAACAAAGCGCAAAUUAUCUCCAACAAGUUGGCGCACAACCAACGGAGGAACUAAAGAAGUUACAACAAUUGCUGCAGGAAACCAGCGAGCGCACUUGUGUGGUAAUUGAGGGUUUACGUCAGUUUAGUGUUGCAAAAGUGCCCACGGAAUUGCGUAUGAGUCAGCAAACGUUGCAACGUACAAUGGGUGAUGUCUUUGGCGGUAGUGGUGUUGCUGGUGGAGCUGGUGGUAGCGGCCAACAGAGCGGUGACGCUAAAAAAAAUAUAAGCGUUAAUUUAAGCGGUGCCGUUGGUAAUAAAACACCCAGCCAUUUAGAUGCCGCACAGCUGGAUAUUUCAUCAAUAACCUUAAAUGAAUUGGAAGAAAUACUAUCGAAACGAAAUAAAAAUCGAGAUAUUAGCUUGCGUACGCCAACUACCGAGCAAAAACUUGUCAAAGAUGUAAACACACACGUAGAACCAAACAUAGAAGCCGUAGCAGCAAAAGCCCCAAAUAUGACAACAACAAAUCCAUCGUCUGAGCAAGCACCACCGGCAGCUUCCUCCUUGAAAGCAGACACCAUUUACGUUGAGAAUAUUUUAAAAGUUAUUGCCGGCCAAACAGAAACGGCAGACAUCAAAAAUUCUACAACAACAAUUGAGCUGCCUACCCUAAGUAAAGUUGCUAAACAGCGACGCGUGCCGUCUAGUCGUUUUGGGCGCAUGGUUUCCUUUGGUGGUCUAUUUGCUGGCUUAGGUGUCGGUACCGUAAAUGAAUUAACCAAGGGUGCACUUGGUCUUGGCGGCUCGAAAAAUUUAAAAGAGGCCCUACUAAGCCCAGCUAAUGCCGAACGUAUUGUAGACACUCUCUGUAAAGUGCGUGGUGCAGCAUUAAAAAUUGGUCAAAUACUCAGUAUACAAGAUUCGAGUGUCGUUUCACCGCAAUUGGCAAGAGCUUUCGAGCGUGUACGUCAGGCGGCUGAUUACAUGCCCGAUUGGCAGGUGGAGCGUGUAAUGAACACACAAUUGGGCGCUAACUGGCGUGAUCUAUUGAAAAGUUUCGAUAAUAAACCAUUUGCGGCUGCAUCUAUUGGUCAGGUGCAUCGCGCUACAUUAAAGGACGGCAUGCAGGUGGCUAUAAAAAUUCAAUAUCCUGGUGUGGCACAAAGUAUCGAGAGUGAUAUUGAUAAUUUAGUGGGUAUGCUUAAAGUAUGGGACGUAUUUCCACAUGGAUUUUUCAUUGAUAAUGUCGUAAAAGUAGCCAAACGAGAACUCAACUGGGAAGUCGAUUAUACACGUGAAGCUGAAUAUACAGAUAAAUUUAAGCAAAUGAUAGCACCAUAUCCCGAAUAUUAUGUGCCUAAGGUUAUCAAGGAAUUGACUACUAGUAGCGUGCUGACAACGGAAUUGGUGCCGGGUGUGCCAUUGGAUAAAUGCUUCGACUUAAGCUAUGAGCAUCGUCAUCACAUCGCCUCUUCGGUGCUCAAGUUGUGUUUGCGUGAAUUAUUUGAGCUGGAGUGUAUGCAAACGGAUCCGAAUUGGUCGAACUUUCUAUACGACGCCGAGACGAAACGUCUAAUGUUAAUUGAUUUCGGUUCAACACGUUUUUAUCAAAAGCAAUUUAUAAAAAAUUAUCGUCAAGUUAUAAUAAACGCUGCAGAGAAUAAUCGUGCUGGCGUUUUGCAAAUGUCACGUGAAAUGGGUUUCCUCACUGGCUAUGAGACGAAACAAAUGGAGGAGGCGCAUGUAGAUGCCGUGAUGAUACUUGGUGAAAUGUUUCGCUUUGAUGGUGAAUUCGAUUUUGGCAAGCAGAAUACCACCGAACGCAUCGCCCAUUUGGUCCCCACCAUGGUAGCGCAUCGUCUAUGCCCACCACCGGAGGAAAUCUAUUCUAUACAUCGCAAAUUAUCGGGUAUAUUUCUGUUGUGCGCACGCUUAAAUGUACGUCUCAACUGUCGGCCGUAUUAUGAUGAAAUUGUUAUUAAGAAAUUUAAGGAGUGAAAGUAGUUUUUAGUGAAAAUAUAUUCUCCCAUCCACUUUACUUUUACUAACUGUCUAAUUCCUUGGGUGCAAGCGUUAAACUUAAUUAAAAAAAAAUGUGUUAAGCUUAAGCGUAGAGUUAGCAUCAAAUACAUACAUACAUAUGUA